CAUGAGAGAAAGAAUGAUACUAUUCACGAGAAAGCCAAGCACAAGAAAACCAAGUUCUUGAUGCGCAUAAUUUUUGAUUAAACCAGCUGAAACUCUCACCAGCUGAACAGUUCUUACUCAUUCUUUUUACGAAGUUGCCUCAUAAAUGAGGCGUCCUUCUCUCUCUUGGAAAGUUGUUUUUCCUUACGUAAACCAAGUUCUUGAUGCUUCUGCCCGUAGCCGGGCAUUUCUCAUUUCAAAGAUCGGCACUUUUUGCAUAGAUCGACAGUAGCGCUCUUACCGAUUGCGAUGGAUUUUUUUAAUAGUAUCAUUUUUUCUUUCACUGGCUUGGUUCUUGCUUCCCUAGUUUGUAGUUACGUCUGCUUCACCGCAAAUUUAAUUACUCAUGUUGAGCAUUUUGUCGUAAUCCCCUUCCCUCAAAAUACAAAUCCUAUUCAUCCCAUGCAUAAUAUCCUAAUGAGAAAACAAUGAACUAGACGCGCAACAGAAUGCCUACAACACAGCAACGAACUUAGUCUUGGGCUUGACCACAAUAAGUUCUAAGACCAACAAAAAGUAGGCGCAGACGCAGAGAAUUCAACAUACCAACUUCUUACCGAUAAACUGACGAGGGCGUGUAGAUGUAGAACUAGAAGAGUGUUGUACUACUCCUUGAUCAUUAGUAUAGCAUAGAAGAAAUUGAUGAAAACAUCAAGCGGAGCAGGAGGUGACGUAAUAACUUCUUUAGCUCUUGAUAGAUGUAAUUGAUAGCUACUAAUGAACCAACCAACAAAAUUUGUAUAUUUUCGAGGCCAUUUUCCCUCGAGUGAUGUGCCCCUCCUGGGGGCCUCACAACGAGAAUUCAUCAACAUGUUGCACUUGAAAUGCUAGAUUAUACCAGGAGGUCAUGGAUGAGGACUACAAACAUGAUUUUCAAACCGGCGGGAAGAAGAUGACUUCUUCUAGUACUGAUGAUGAUAAUGAUGGACUUCUGUUGCUUAGGAG
Amoebophrya sp. A25 is the source of this 984-nucleotide messenger RNA. NCBI's taxonomy places the organism in Eukaryota, Dinophyceae, Syndiniales, Amoebophryaceae. The record is from the annotation of a GenBank genome assembly.